AUGGAUGAAGAAAAGUAUGCAGAUAACUUUCGAACUUCUAAAGGUAAAGAUGAUCUCCCUGUUCCCCUUGUUUGGCAUUUGCCAAAGGUUUUGUAGCUUUUUCCUGAAGGAUCGGCCAAUCAGUGAGAUCCAUCAGCUCUUGGGAAGGAUCCUCUCCAGGUGACUAAAUCCGCUUGAAGUGCAGCAAGUCUGGGGAUGGUGGUGGAGCCCACGAUCUCUGGAACAUUCUCCCAAGUUAUGCUUGUUUGGAGCUUUGUUCAGCCCCAAGCAAAGAUCUUUGAAUUUAACCUGUUUUUAAAGUCACCUUUAACUUGGAAUGCUGCUGAGUUUGCUGCUUUUUUCUGGUGCUUUUAAUGUUUUUUGGAUUUUGUAUUUUGAACUGAAUAGUACUAUAUUGAUUUGCUAUUUCUUUUUUCAUUUGAAGUGUGGGUGGCAGUCAGUUGCCUUAAAACACUUAAGUGGACCCUUGCAGUUAGGCUUGCUAAUUAUUCCUUGCCCUAAAGAAUACAUUCAUUUUGGCAGCCCCAGUGAGUGAGUGUGAAAAUCCUCACCCCAGCCUGAAGAGCCAAGGAGCAGACGCUGAAACCACAAGACUUUGCAGAUUUGCACGCCUGGGUGAAGUGGUCGUCUUAGGCCCGCUGCUUUGGCAGGCAGCCUCAAUGAGCACAAAAGAACUUCAUUCCGUCCCCACUCACUGAGCUGCGACUUCUGUGCCACACGCAGAACAUUUUUUGCCCAUCAAAAUUAGUGACUAACCAUUUGUGGUUAAUGAAGCAAAUCUUUUUGAUGGCCUAAAAAGUUUGAAUGCCACAUUUCUAAAUCAUUAACCACAAAUGGUUAGUCUCUCUAUUUACCCUCUCAAUAAAAUAAAUUAGAAGAGCCGACCUCGGUCCAAAUGAGGCGGGGGGAGCAUAUCUCCAGAUGCCAGAGCGAGGGGUGGAUUAGUCUACUUCCAGGCUCUGUCAGUUCUGCAUUCAUAAGUCCCUUCUAUCCAGCUUCCACUUUCAUCUUUUCCAUACAAAAAAUUGGAUGGGUGACCUUGGGCCAAUCACUGCCUCUCAGAUAAACAGGGUUGUGGCGAUGGAACAAGGAGGAGGGGAACAAUGUAUGUCACCUUAAGCUGGUUGGAAGAAAAAGAUGGGGUAUAAAUACAAUGCGUGCAUCAAUCAAAUAAGAAUUGUAUUUAGAUACUUACUUUGUCACAGAAUAGUAUUUAAAUACACAUAUCUCAAUGUACACAUUUCUAAACAUAUAAAGGUAAAGGGACCCCUGACCAUUGGCUCCAGUCAUGGCCAACUCUGGGGUUGUGGCGCUCAUCUCGCUUUAUUGGCCGAGGGAGCCGGUGUACAGCUUCCGGGUCAUGUGGCCAGCAUGACUAAGCCGCUUUGGGAAACCAGAGCAGCUCUCGGAAACACCAUUUACCUUCCCGCCAGAGCGGUACCUAUUUAUCUACUUGCACUUUGACGUGCUUUCAAACUGCUAGGUCGGCAGGAGCAGGGACCGAGCAACGGGAGCUCACCCCGUCGUGGGGAUUUGAACCGCCGACCUUCCAAUCGGCAAGUCCUAGGCUCUGUGGUUUAACCCACUGCACCUCCCUUUUGCGCAUAUAUAUAUAUAUACUGUAUAUAUAUUCUGUCAAGAACUGUUAUCACAAAAUUCAGUGUAGGGCAGAUUUAUGUUCUGAUUAGGAAUGGUGGAGAAAUUAUGUUCAGUUCACAAAAAAAUUUGUGAGGACUUUUUUUAAAAAUUGCACACUGAUGCAGUGUGAAAUGUGGAAAAUUGAAUUUAAGAAUGGAAAAAUGAGAAACCAAGAGAAACUGAGCUUAGUGGAUUUAUCCAUCUCUGGUUUGGAUCCAGGUAUUUGUCCCUUAGGUGCAGAUUAGGUUGGUUAGCUUUAACAUGCAGACCUAACAAAAUUCUCCUCCAUCUCUGUAUGCAUGUAAAAGUGAUUAGAAGCUCCUAUGAAGGGAAAAUGCACCAGCCAUAAUCCUUUCUUGAAGGCCAAUACUUUUUACCUUACUUUUUACCAAAGAGAAGUCUGCAUAGGGUCAAGUUCCCAUCUUCUCAUUUUCCUCUUAUGAAGGGAGAAAUCUUAUUCAGAGGCCAUUUUUCCUGAUCUAUGCACUGUUGGGUGUCUCCUACCUGCUGAUUGUCAUUGGCUUUGUGGUGGCCCUCUCCAAAGGUACGUUUUCUCCUUUACUGCCUACAUCAUGUCAUCUGUAAAUCAUAGAACUGUUUUGGGUGGAGUUUAUGGGCUCAGGUAGCAGCAGAGCCUGUAGCAAACACUCUUGUCACGGACUGGUUGGACAUAGAGGAACGGUGGGAAGAACCAGCUGGGAAGCCACCAUAGAAAGAAGGCUCAGAGCCCAGGAAGUGGCAGUGGGACAAUGUGUGGUUGCAGGGAGAAGAUGGGGAAGACUGGGUAGAGGAGGUGUCAGGAACCGAAGGGGCUAUAGGGCUUAGUGAACUGGAGAGCCUGUGGCAGUGAGAAGAUCAGAAACUGAAGCAGGUGAGUGAGAGGAGGGAAGUCAAAAGGUAGAGAUGAGUCCAGCUGGGGAAGAGUCACAGGUAUCUCCCCCUCCUGUUGUGACAAGCUCCCUUCCCUCCUGUCUCCCAGAAGCAAGAAAGGCAUGAAAAGGGCAGAUGAGGGGUUGGCUGCAUGUGGGUGCAAUCUCUGACUGCUUGAGAAAAGCCCUUGAGAGGAGGGAAUUUUAGACGGCUGUGAGGGGGUAGGGUCUCAGCAACUGGUUUUCAUGGAGUAAGACCACCAGGAAUGAGCUCCUGUGCUCGUUGUUGUUUAGUUGUGUCCAACUCUUUGUGACCCCAUGGACCAGAGCAUGGCAGGCCCUCCUGUCUUCCACUGCCUCCCGCAGUUUGGUCAAACUCAUGCUGGUAGCUUCAAGAACACCGUCCAACCAUCUCGUCCUCUGCUGUCCCCUUCUCCUUGUGCCCUCCAUCUUUCCCAACAUCAGGGUCUUUUCCAGAGAGUCUGCUCUUCUCAUGAGGUGGCCAAAGUAUUGGAGCCUCAGCUUCAGGAUCUGUCCUUCCAGUGAGCACGCAGGGCUGAUUUCCUUCAGAAUGGAUAGGUUUGAUCUUCUUGCAGUCCAUGGGACUCUCCAGCACCAUAAUUCAAAAACAUCAAUUCUUCGACAAUCAGCCUUCUUUAUGGUCCAGCUCUCACUUCCAUACAUCACGACUGGGAAAACCGUGGCUUUAACUAUACGGACCUUUGUUGGCAAGGUGAUGUCUCUGCUUUUUAAGAUGCUGUCUAGGUUUGUCAUUGCUUUUCUCCCAACAAGCAGGCGUCUUUUGUUUUUGUGACUGCUUUCACCAUCUGCAGUGAUAAUGGAGCCCAAGAAAGUAAAAUCUCUCACUGCCUCCAUUUCUUCCCCUUCUAGUUGCCUGGAGGUGAUGGGCCCAGUGGCCACGAUCUUCGUUUUUUUGAUGUUGAGCUUCCGACCAUAUUUUGCGCUCUCCUCUUUCACCCUCAUUAAAAGGUUCUUUAAUUGCUCCUCACUUUCUGCCAUCAAGGUUGUGGUCAUCUGCAUAUCUGAGGUUGUUGAUAUUUCUUCCGGCAAUCUUAAUUCCUGCUUGGGAUUCAUCCAGCCCAGCCUUUCGCAUGAUAAAUUCUGCAUAUGAGUUAAAUAAGCAGGGAGACAAUAUACAGCCUUGUCGUACUCCUUUCCCAAUUUUGAACCAAACAGUUGUUCCAUAUCCAGUUCUAACUGUAGCUUCUUGUCCCACAUAGAGAUUUCUCAGGGGACAAAUGAGGUGAUCAGGCACUCCCAUUUCUUUAAGAACUUGCCAUAGUUUUCUGUGGUCGACACAGUCAAAGGCUUUUGUGUAGUCAAUGAAGGAGAAGUAGAUGUUUUUCUGGAACUCUCUAGCUUUGUCCAUAAUCCAGCGCAUGUUUGCAAUUUGGUCUCUGGUUCCUCUGCCUCUUCUAAAUCCAGCUUGCACUUCUGGGAGUUCUCGGUCCCCAUACUGCUUAAGCCUGUCUUGCAUUCAAUUUCCUGUAUCUUUCAAUAUCUUCAUUGCAUUUUGCUUGCCUUCUCUCCCCCGCUAUUUGUAAGGCCUCGUUGGUCAGCCACUUUCCUUUCUUGCAUUUCCUUUUCAUUGGCAUGGUUUUCGUUGCUGCCUCCUGUAGCCUCCAUCCAUAGUCCUUCAGGCACUCUGUCCACCAAAUCUAAAUCCUUAAACCUGUUCCUCACUUCCACUGUGUAUUCAUAAGAGAUUUGAUUUAGAUUGUAUCUUACCGGCCCAGUGGUUUUUCCUACUUGCUUCAGUUUAAGCUUGAAUUUUGCUAUAAGAAGCUGAUGAUCUGAGCCACAGUCAGCUCCAGGUCUUGUUUUUGCUGACUGUAUAGAGCUUCUCCAUCUUUGGCUGCAGAGAAUAUAAUCAAUCUGAUUUCGAUGCUGCCCAUCUGGUGAUGUCCAUGUGUAGAGUCGUCUCUUGUGUUGUUGGGAAAGCGUGUUUGUGAUGACCAGCUUGUUCUCUUGGCAGAACUCUAUUAGCCUUUGCCUUGCUUCGUUUUGGACUCCAAGGCCAAACUUGCCUGUUGUUCCUUUUGACUCCCUACUUUAGCAUUCCAAUCCCCUAUAAUGAGAAGAACAUCCUUCUUUGGUGUCAUUUCUAGAAGGUGUUGUAAGUCUUCAUAGAAUUGGUCAAUUUUAGUUUCUUCAGCACCAGUGGUUGGUGCAUAAACUUGGAUUACUGUAAUGUUAAAAGGUCUGCCUUAGAUUCGUAUCGAGAUCUUUCUAUCAUUUUUGAGAUUGCAUCCCAGUACAGCUUUUGCCACUCUUUUGUUGACUAUGAGGGCCACUCCAUUUCUUUUACGGGAUUCUUGCCCACAGUAGUAGAUAUGAUGGUCAUCCGAACUGAAUUCGCCCAUUCCCGUCCAUUUUAGUUCACUGAUGCCCAGGAUGUCAAUAUUUAUUCUUGCCAUCUCAUUUUUGACCACAUCCAACUUACCAAGGUUCAUGGUUCUUACAUUCCAGGUUCCUAUGCAAUAUUCUUCUUUACAGCCUUGGACUUUCCUUUCGCUUCCAGGCAUAUCUGCAACUGAGCGACCUUUCAGCUUUGGCCCAGCCACUUCAUCAGCUCUGAAUCUACUUGUACUUGUCCUCCACCCUUCCUCAGUAGCAUGUUGGACGCCUUCCGACCUGAGGGGCUCAUCUUCCAGCGUCAUAACUUUUAUAUGUCUGUUGCCUUUGUCCAUGGAGUUUUCUUGGCAGGGAUACUGGAGUGGCUUGCCGGUUCCUGCUCCAGGGGGAUCACGUUUGGUCAAAACUCUCCACUAUGACCUGUCCAUCUUGGGUGGCCCUGCACGGCAUAGCUCAUAGCUUCUCCGAGUUAUUCAAGCCCCUUCGCCACGGCAAGGCAGUGAUCCAUGAAGGGGCCUGUGCUCAUUAGGCCUGACAUUUAGCUAAGUCUGUGGAGAUUGUGGUUUUGCUAAUAAAGACUUAACUCCAACUUUGAACUGUGUGAUACUGACUGGCAGGCUCCUGUGACAACUCUCCCUACCCUCCUUUGGCUGGCAGAGGCUGUGCUUUGGUUCUGAGGCAGGGAAGAGCUGUACAGAAUCUGGGGCAUAAAAGCUGACCCAGCCAAACUGCUACAGUGAGGAUGCCUUGGGAAAGCUCUGCAGCUCAAUGUCAGAGCAUCUCCUUGGUGCCCAGAAAGUCCCAGGUUCAGUCCCCAGCACCUCCAGAUAUGGCUGAGAAUGUCCGUGGUCAGAAACCUUGGAGAGCUGCUGCAAGCCAGUGCAGCCCACACUCAGCAAGGUGGUCCAUUAUAAGGCAGAUUCCUAUGUUCCCAACCCUGAGAGUGCAGGAGAAGAUGCCGCGAUCAAGGAAACAUACAGCACAGCCUUGCGUGCUCCGGUAGAGGUAAAAAAGAUGGCACUUGAGUGUUUAUGUGUGGGCUACAGGUUCAAACAUACACACUCACUGAAAAUGAUACUGAUGAUUUUAACUUUUUUAAUAUAUCAGUACAUCCCCAAAUUCUGACAGCCAGUCCAGCAUUUUGGGUGGACUCCAAUUGGUCCCCUUGCACUUCCCAAAGGCGCUUUUUUCCAGCACAGCCUUCCUCAGCCUGGUGCCCUCCAGACAGCACUGGCCCACCCAUGAGGCAGGGUGAAAGAGCCACCUCAGGCGGCAGAAGCCAAACAAGCAGCAUCCCCAUGGACACCUCAGCCAGCAGAGCAGUCUUGCAAGAUCUCUCUGGCGCUUCUGCUGGUGCCUCUGCUCUGCUGGGGUGGGUGGGCAGCGCACCCGUGGGGAGACCACCUCUCUGGCUUCCCAGGUGAGGGUGGAGGAGUGGCACAGGGUGGGGUGGCAGGGAUGUGCUGCCCCUGCCUGCAGGAUUUCCUGUAGGGCACAACCAGCAUGGUCAGAGAUGGCAGGAGGUGACUUAUCCAUACCAUAAAUUUCAAGCACAUUUCUUUCCCCCAAAGAAUCCUGGGAACUGUUGUUUGUUAAUGGGGCUGGGAAUUGUAGCUCUGUGAGAGGUGAGCUGCAGUUUCCAGGAUUCUCUGCAGGAAGCCGCAUGAUUUGAUUUCACAUUCUGUGGAUGCCUCUCCACUCAUGCCAGAAGAGGAGAAACGGUGUCCCUGGAGCCCCACUCUGCCCUACAAUGCCUUCCUCGCAAUGGGCUCCAGAUUUGGGGCCCCUUCAGAAUUAGGAGGGAGGUGGUGUGAUGGGGGAGGGGGAAAGUCCUCUUCCCUCCUCUUCGGCCACCAGAGGUGGACCCAAAGCCAUUCUGUGAGCACAAGGUUGAUUCUGCCCUUUGCCUGUUAUACAAAAAAAGCUGCCAAAAGGUUCAAAGGUUAAAAAAAAACACCCGUAACAAGGAUGACCUUUUCAUGGUGGCUUGGCAUUCCUACUCUUAUGUAAUUGGAAAUGGGUAGCAGGAUGAAGGAAGAUUCUGACAUAUAUUUUUCUCCCCCUCUUUAUCACGCCAGUUGCAUUAGCAUCCUCAGAAAUCAGCAAGCUCCACACAGCCCUUGUGAAGGAUCCCUACGGACAUGAUUUUCACUGUAAGUUUCUGUUGCUACAAAGACCUCAGUCUCCAAGCGUUGAGAGACUUCAGGGGUGUCGGCGUUCACCUCAGGUUCAGUUUCCCUGAAAUGAAGGUCACAGGAGAGAGUGGUGUGUUUUUGAUAUAGGGUUCUAUUUACACAUAUAUACAUCCCGAGCAUAAGAUGGAAAGACUCACAGCAUUAACAGAUUUGCUCCCCCAUUAAGCUUCCAGACCUUCCCCCACCUCUGGGUCAAGGGAGCUGACCAAGAGAACAGCUCCAUCACAGAUCAGAGGACAACAGGGAAACACCAGUCUCUCUGUUAAAGCUCUUCCCUUCCUCUGAGGUGUGCCCAGUUGUCCACCACCAGGAUCUAGGAUCCAAAUCCUCUUCUGGGAUUUCCAGGGGAGAUCUUGGUCAGGUGAUUCCACCACUCCUCCUCAUCCAGCCAGUCCCUGACAUCUCACCACACACAAAGCAAUAGCUUUGGUUCAGCACAGAGAGCAAGAUGAGACCAGCCUCUGGCCAACUGUUCUCCUACCCCCUAGGGAUGACGUGGCUCCAGCCGGGUAAGGGAGGAAGGCCUCUCUUUGGUUAGCUAGUGUUCUUGACCCUUAACAAGCUUGGCCAUUAACAAAGAAAAUGGUUUCUUCUGCUACAGAAUCUCAUCUUACAGAUGGAAAACCACAGGCUUGGAGGGGACCCCAAAACACCAUCCAAACCAACCCCAAGCUUAUAAGAGUAUAUUCCCCUUUGCAGGGAGGGGCUGCCUUCCCAGCCUCCACCCAAAUUUUGCUUCAAGUCCUUUUAGGUGAUCCCACAAGAAGCUCAAAGUAAGAGAAUUGUUUCUAAAAACUACCUGUUUCUGCUUUUUAUAAAUGAACUGAUUUCAGCCUCUCCUUGUGACGUGAUCAUAAUCGUCAAGACAGUACUUCUGACCUAUGCAUCCUGUAACUUAUUUACUUAAUGACUUAAAAUUAAAAAGUUUUCUUUUUUGAGAUUAGUGUUACGUGUCCAUACCUGGAGUCACAUUAGUCAUGUAAAUACAUUGCAGAAUAAACUGUGCAAAUUAAAAUUUAUGGAUGGGAAGCCAUGUGGAGAGGUGUCUGCAGUGUUGGACUUGAACCUGAGAAACCAGGCACGAAGCACUGAGCCCUGCAAUGCCUCUCAGCCCAACCUACCUCACAGGUCUGUUGUGAGGAUAAAACAGGGGAGCGGGGAACCACCUAUGCUACCUUGAGAUCCUUGGAAGAAAGGUGGAAUAAAAAUGUAAUAAUAAAUAAGUCAGUUUAAAAAGGAUAGAUGUAUUUCAUUUAGGCUGCCUAUGCACCACCAUCAAUCUAGAGCACAUUGAACACAGCACAUUCAAAGUACAUGGCUUGCCCCCUCCCCAAGAAUUACGGUUACAGUUCAACACUACAUCUGCAGCAUUGAACACACAACGCUGGGUCACUAGAGCAGUCCCUUCACCCAGCCGUUGUUCUCUGGUACUUUUUAGACCCUGCUAAAUUGACAAGCUAGGCUAGUGCCAAGUUCUCUCUCUCUCUCUCUCUCGUCUUUUUCCUUUGCUCAGUGUUUCCGUGUGGUGCCGACACCAGACAAUGGGAAUAUUUCAGUGGGAAAUGCUACUACUUCUCCCUGAAGGCCGUGUCCUGGCACAUGGCCAAAGCGCAGUGUGAACAGCAGCACUCUCAGCUGGUCAUCAUUAACAAUUUGGCCAAACAGGUAACAAGAUGUGAAACAAAUUUUCCUUGAUCACUCACUCACUUGCCUAAGGCAGGCAAAGUGCUCUUGCCCAUUGACUGCAGCGGAGCAACUCUUCUCCUUCUCUGUAAAGUAGGCAGCCCAGAAUCUUCAUCUUCAUGCAAACACAGAAGCAAUGGUUGUAAGAAGAGAACUGGCCCCAUCGACACAGGCACUUCUGCCUACACAAUGGAAUUCCUGUCCCUGUGCCCCCCACCCCCCCAAGUCUGCUCUGGACGUUGGAGAACCCCAGGGAAAAAAUGGGAGGGAGGGUGAGGAAAAGGAGAGGAAGAUGGAAGUCCUUGCGCUAAUGGGAUGCCUUUGUUUGACACAGCCCCAUAUUUCUGUAUUUUGGAUUUGCCUCUUGCAGAAUUUCAUACAGACACGGACCAGGAAUGAGCGCUAUUGGAUUGGACUCCAUGACCAACACACAGAAGGCGAGUGGAAAUGGCUGGACGGCAGCAAUUACAGAACAGGCUUCAAGUAAGCACUGGGCAACUCUCUGGGGUCAUUGUGGGACUAGGCCAAAGGCCCACCUAGUCCUGCACUCCCCACUCCCGAGGCCACGGCCCCCUCACGGCUGCUUCUCAGUGACUGGAGGUCACAAGGGGUGACAGUGUCACUGCCAGUUUUUCGUAUGGGAAGCAACUUGGUCACACCAGUCCUGUGUUUGGAAGGCUGCAACCCUAUGGAACAAUAAUAUAAUAACCCUAUAAUAAUACUAUGAAAAAAUAAUAAUAUAUUAUAGGCUGCAAUGCUAUGCCCACUUGACCUAUGAAUAAGCCGCAACAGACACAGUGUGAAGCUCAUCUCUGAGUAGACGUGUACAGGGAAUAAAUAUUUUUAGUUGUAAAAGUAAAUAGGCUUUCAAUUUUAAUUUAGGGAGGAAAAUAUUAAUCUUUUAGAGGUUUGGGAAACAGUGGCCUGUCACCCUAGUGGGUGAACAUAAAUAGGUUUAGUGAAUUGUUGGUGAUGAUGAUUAUGCUGAUGAUGCUCAGAGAGAGACAGAGACAUCUUGCUUCCAUCACAGGAACUGGAAGCAAGGAGAACCCAACAAUUAUCAAAAUCAGGAUGAGGACUGUGGCCAACUUUGGAUCAAUGGGGAAUGGAAUGACUACACCUGCAGUUCUGAAUCCUUCUAUGUCUGUGAGAAAGCCUUACCAGUGAAGCCGACAUCUGCAUCCAAGAGGACCUGA
Molecule: messenger RNA, 9957 nt
Organism: Podarcis lilfordi (Lilford's wall lizard)
Lineage: Eukaryota; Metazoa; Chordata; Lepidosauria; Squamata; Lacertidae
Source: the annotation of a GenBank genome assembly